This is a messenger RNA of Thelazia callipaeda (thelaziosis nematode), 654 nucleotides long. Lineage: Eukaryota; Metazoa; Nematoda; Chromadorea; Rhabditida; Thelaziidae. The record is from the annotation of a GenBank genome assembly.
AUGGUGAAAAUUGAUUUAAAUGAUGAACCGGGAUUUGAUCCAGAACUAAACAUGGAACAUGAACUGCCAGAAGAACCCAUGUUAGUAACAUCGACUGCUGCGACUAUUAUUCCUUCCGUUACACAUAUCGAAGUUACUGGAGAAACAGUCACGCAGUUAACGACCACAAAAGAGUCUAUGAAAGAUGUGGUCGUGAACUUUGUUGGUGAUAAAGCGAAAACUCUAACAGAUAUUGCACGAAAAAAAGUGAUGGAAAAGACUGGUUUACCUGAAUGGAGUUUUGUAUUUUUGGGCUUAAUUUGUCUUACGUUCAUUCUCCUUUGCGCACUUUUGAUGAUACGAAAAUUGUUCAGCAAAAAACGCCACGGCGAAAAGAAACAAAAGGGUUUACGAGGACUCUUCAAUUCAAAGGGUCCAGAUUUAGUUACGAUUGGUAAAAAUAAGGUUCGGCAAAGCAGUUUAUCAGACUUGCUGAAAGCGGUUCUUGAACUUUUCGGUAGUAUGCCGAGAGGAGAUGGCCAUCACGAUCCAAUCGCUAAAAUUUUAGCAGCAGCCCGAAAACCGCUCCUGAAGAACAAAAUUGAUACGAAAGUUUGUCAUGCAAAACUAUACAAGAUGGGCAGUAAUGAACUAGCCUCAAUAGCUGAUUUAUGA